Messenger RNA from Armigeres subalbatus, 2858 nucleotides. RefSeq lists its product as uncharacterized. Lineage: Eukaryota; Metazoa; Arthropoda; Insecta; Diptera; Culicidae. The transcript has 3 exons. The record is from RefSeq and is a predicted model, not a curated record. Gene Ontology annotation, molecular function: protein binding. Bases 472 to 2670 code for a protein of 732 amino acids.
AACGCUGGGUGGAACGAACCACUCCUUUCCCAUCCAUCGUACAGCAUCCGCGACAUCCGAAGUCGACAGACAGAGGUGCGGCUGCUGAGACUAGUUCCAAGUUUCGGUGCCAGUUCUGGGAGGCGGACAACCGGUGGGACGGCGACCACCGUUAGGACAUUGCUAAAUUUAUGGCUCCGGCUAACGACAGCUGACAGUGGAGGCAAUAAUUUGUAAAACGUCCAUUGCGAACCGGUGGAGUGAAACUCGCCAGCAGUAGUGCUCGUUGACUGCAGUUCAGCAACGAUUUGCCCCGUCUGGUGACGACCGGCCGGCAACACCAGCAGGACCGGUCAUCACAAUAGCUCCGUGCUGCUGCGGACGACGACGACUGUAGCAUUCAGAGCAAAGCAGCCAAGCGAACGAGGGAAGAAACUUUUUAAUGGAAACGCCAAGUGCAACUUUAUCGUUCAACUAUGUUUAAUCGCCAAAAUGAUACAGUUCUGCUUAACAGUGCUCCUACUUCUCGUCUCACCGGUGCUCAGUGUUGACUGGACGGCGAGCUGUCCGGCCAGCUGCAUCUGCAAGUGGUCCAGUGGCAAGAAAUCGGCCCUCUGCAACAACCUCACCAUCUCAUCGAUUCCGUCGAACCUAUCCACGGAGCUGCAGGUACUGGUGCUGAACGAUAACAACAUAGCGUACCUCAACCGGGAGGAGUUCACCGGCCUGGGCUUGGUCAACCUGCAGAAGAUCCAUCUGAAACAUUCCCGCGUGAAGUACGUUCACCGGGAGGCGUUCACCAAUCUGAAGAUUCUGAUCGAGGUGGACCUGAGUGAGAAUGAGAUCGAAUCGCUGGACAAGCAAACGUUCGCCGGUAACAAUCGGCUAAGGAUAAUCUAUUUGUACAGUAAUCCGCUGAAGCACUUGGUGCCGGAUCAGUUUCCGGUGCUGCCGUACUUGAGGAACAUCGAUCUUCACAACUGUCAGCUGAAUAGCAUUGCCGAAACGGCGUUUUCAAAUUUGGAGCUCUUAGAGUUUCUGGAUUUGACGAAGAAUCAACUGGAAUUCUUGCCGCACUACGUGUUCAACCAUAUGAAGAACCUUAAGACGUUACUGCUGGAGGAGAAUCCCUGGAACUGCGACUGCCAUUUGCGGGACUUCCGAGGAUGGUACAUGAACAAUUCAUUAAACAGGAAGAGCUUACAGUGCCAUCGGCCGUUCAGUUUGAAAGGGCUUGCGUGGGAAUCGGUGGAAACGGACCAAUUUGGGUGUGUUCCGCACGUGGAAGUGUUCCGAGAUAAUGCGGACGACAUUGAGGAUUUGGGAGCGAACAUCACCUACCGCUGUAUGGUGUUUGGCGAUCCGGAGCCAUCGGCGACGUGGGACCUCAACGGGAAGAUUGUGGACCAGGAACUGGUGGAGACUGAGCGCGUGACGAGGAUCGGCGAGCAAACGAUAGUGUGGAGCAACCUGACGAUACUGAACAUCACCAGCAAUGACUCGGGGUACUACACGUGCACCGCCAGCAAUAAAAUCGGGUUCGAAAGUAAGAACUUCAGUCUGAUUCUGCCGGAGGUGGUGGAGCGAGUGAUUAUUAAAACACCGGAGACAUUCUGGUACUUUGGAUUGAUACUGGGAAUAUUUGGCACGAUAUUUGGGUUGCUUUCGUUGUCGGUAGUGAUUUGUCUGUGCAAGAGGAAGUUUCGAACGAGGCGGAGAAAGAAGAAUAUCAAAAGUAGUGUAAGUUUCAACGACCAAGAGAAGAAACUGCUCGAUUUGAGUAUAACGACCAACGAGCGACAAGAGUUCAGCGCGAGUGACGUGAUGACGCCCUCGACGAAGACGGAUUCCACGAUAGCGAUGGAACCGGUUCAGAUAACCAUCGAAUCGAUAGCAGCCAAACGGGAGGAAUUUCCGUUGAAUGUGGGAGUAUUUCCGCCGCCACCGGAGUUCUGCUCCCAGAUGGUCCCAAAUCCUGCGUACGGAAAUAUCUUUAUUUCCGUGUCGGUGACGCAGGAUGCAUUGGACAAUCCCGAUCUGAACAUGUAUCCCGACUUACUGAACAUUCCAAAUCGAGCAAAAGGUAAGCUGAUUCCGGUGAAUGUGUCUUCGUACGCAACGCUACCUCGAAAGAAUCGGCCAGCGUUGACUGCGACAUCCUCCAGCUGUAGUAGUCAGCCGCCCUCGCUAACGGCGGUUCCACCACCAACCAUCCCCACGCAACAUCCCACCGCGUCGACCAGUGGUGUGAUAGCGCCGGUAGAAGCUCUCCAACUGCAGGACAGUAUUGUCAAUUACUCGAACAUCGAAGAGUCAUGCGAAAUCACCAGCCUCAACAGCAAUCCAGCUUCCAUGUGCCAGGAGUGCAGCAAGUUGAUCAACUCCGGCAAAAUGAACGUCCGAUUCAGUAAAGCAGAGCUGGUCAACAGGUGUGAGAACAGUUUCCCAUGUUUGAAAUACGACAACAUGGGUCGAAGGUAUACGGCAAGUGGCAACUCCACACUCUCCUUGCCCGAGGAGGACCAUCAGGUUGUGCUGGAACAGGAAAGUAUAUUCAUCAAGCAGGAAAUUGAACCAAUCAAGGAAAUUCCCACACCUCCACUAGCGCCGGCGACACCCAUUGGCCCGGGACCAUCCGGACUGGGACCGGCCGCUGUGUUCGUGACAGGAAACGAUUUUGUCUCGCUGUAGUGCCCCUCCCAAAUCCAAGCGAUAGUACAAACUUCAACAUUCCCUCAGAGCCCAUCCUCCCAAUAUGCGUACGCAUGGAUCCUAAGUUGACAAUUGACGAAAUCGGUGAAACAAAGACACAAAACAGACACAUUCCGUAGAUGGACUUUGCCUGAGAAGCGGCCGCCUGUUCUAUAGAUGCAGCAGAC